GAAGGUUUCUGAGUCAAGAUCCUGAAAAGGGGAAACAGAGAGAUGAGUGGAUAUCAGGUGAAACACGGAAGAAGUUUCAGGGCAAGAAUUGUCAAGGUGAUCAUAUGGAUUCUGGCUUUCUGCUUAACAGCUUACAUUCUUGGCCCUCCAUUGUAUUGGCAUACUUCUGAAGCCUUGGUUUCUCGUUUCUCCUGCCCUCCUUGCCUCUGUGAUGACUGCUCUUCUCAUUCCCUUCCCUCCAUUUCUCAAGGACUAAACAUCACUUCCUUCAUAGCAUGUAUGAAGAAUGAUCCUGACAUGACCGAAGAAAUGGAGAAGACGAUCAUAAAUCAGUUAUCAGAGGAAUUGAAGCUAAUGGAAAGUGAAGCCACAGAGACUCAGCACAUUGCUGAUAAAACAUUGCUAGAGACUAAAAAGUUGGUGUCACAGUAUCAGAAAGAGGCUGACAAGUGUACUUCUGGGAUGGAAACUUGCGAGGAAGCCAGGGAGAAGGCGGAGAUAGCGUUGAGAAAACAGCAGGAGAAUACUGCGAGGUGGGAGCUGAGAGCCCGCCAGAAAGGAUGGAAAGACGACGGCCCCUUAAAAUCUACCCUCAGGAUUUUGGAUCAUGGCAAAUUAAAGGUAGGUGAUAUUGACCACAUGUAGGGAAAGAGCUCCUAAUAUAUUGCUUGAUAUUCACAUUAACACUUUUGGUUUUAGCUUAUUUUUUUUCACAAGUCUUUUCUCAACAGGGUACCUUAUCCAAUAAAAAGUCUUUUUUUCAA
Molecule: messenger RNA, 764 nt
Organism: Daucus carota subsp. sativus
Lineage: Eukaryota; Viridiplantae; Streptophyta; Magnoliopsida; Apiales; Apiaceae
Exons: 3
Coding region: 43-645 (200 amino acids)
Source: RefSeq, a predicted model, not a curated record